Lethenteron reissneri (Far Eastern brook lamprey) is the source of this 5709-nucleotide messenger RNA. Its product is annotated as ATP-binding cassette sub-family B member 6-like. Gene Ontology annotation, biological process: transmembrane transport; heme transport. Gene Ontology annotation, cellular component: vacuolar membrane. Gene Ontology annotation, molecular function: heme binding; ATP binding; ATP hydrolysis activity. The record is from RefSeq and is a predicted model, not a curated record. NCBI's taxonomy places the organism in Eukaryota, Metazoa, Chordata, Hyperoartia, Petromyzontiformes, Petromyzontidae.
UUCGACCACUGGAAUGAGAGUGGCAGGACGCUGCGUUUGUGUGUGGGGGGCAUUGAGCAGGAGGCAGAGACACACACACACAGAAGAGGGGAGGGGGGGGCGUUAGCAACCUCGCUGCUAACUCUUCACAAGCACCACCAUCGGAUAUUGGCAUUGUGCACGGCGGAGCCAUGCUGGGCCCAUACUGCGAGGGCGGGCGGCCAGUGAGCGACGCGUGGGUGGACGGCGGCUUGUCCCCCUGUCUGUACCGCACGCUGUGCGGGGCUGUGCCGCCGGGCGCCCUGCUGCUGCUGGGCGCUGUGCAGGGCGUCCGCUUUGCCCGCCGUGCCGUGCUCAUGGAGCCCAAGUACGUGCCGCGGUCGCUGCUGCACCGCCUGCAAGUUCUGCUCACCGUCGCCAUGGCGGCACUCGCGGUGGCGUACGGCGCGUACCACGGCGCGACGGCACACGGCGGCGUCGUGGGCUCCGUCGUGGCGUACGCCACUCUGUCGGCGGUGGGCUGGGCGGCCUCGCUGGCGCUGCUGGGCCUUGAGAGGCGACGCGCGCUGCCGGGGGACCGCGUGCGUGGCCAUGGCGCCGCGCUGCUGGCGUUCUGGGGGCUGGCGUUCGCGGGAGACAUCGUCGCGUUCGUCUCGUGGAGCAGCUCGCUGUGGUGGUGGCGGCUCGACAGCAGCGAGCAGAAGGUUGACUUUGGGCUGUGGGUGUCGCGCUUCGUGUGCGGCCUGGCGCUCUUCGUCCUGGGACUGCGGGCGCCGGGGUUGCCCCCCCGACCCUACUCCGUGCUCAUCAAUGAGGGCGAGCGGGACGUGGAACAGGCGAGGCCCCUGCUGGGGGGCGCUGGCGCGGCGCGAGCGGCGCCGAACGCCUCCGCGUGGGUGGACUUCCGCAAGAAGGUGCGCCUGCUGGUGCCGUACAUGUGGCCGCGGGGCAGCGUGCGUCUGCAGCUCGCUGUGCUGCUCUGCCUGGUCAUGCUGGCGGGCGAGCGCGUCGUCAAUGUGUUCGUGCCGCUCUACUACAAGAACAUCGUCAAUGACCUCACGCAGGAGGCUCCCUGGAGUACCGUGGCCUGGACUGUGGUCACCUAUGUGGGGCUCAAGUUUCUGCAGGGCGGAGGGGCAGGCUCGUCCGGCUUCAUCAGCAACAUGCGCUCCUUCGUGUGGAUCCGCGUGCAGCAGUUCACGAACCGCGAGGUGCAGGUGCAGCUCUUUGAGCACCUGCACUCGCUGUCGCUGCGCUGGCACCUGGGCCGCAAGACGGGCGAGGUGCUGCGCAGCGUCGACCGCGGCACCAGCAGCAUCAACAGCCUGCUCAGCUACAUUGUGUUCAGCAUUUUGCCCACGAUCGUUGACAUCGUGAUCGCCAUCAUCUACUUCGUCACGUUCUUCAACGCCUGGUUCGGCCUCAUUGUCUUCGUCUGCAUGUGCGUCUAUCUCGGCAUCACGAUCGCGAUCACCGAGUGGAGGACAAAGUACCGGCGUGAGAUGAACACCAAAGAUAACCUAUCCAAGUCCAAGGCCGUGGACUCGCUGCUCAACUUCGAGACGGUGAAAUAUUACAAUGCUGAGAGCUAUGAAGUACAACGAUUCAACCAGACCAUUGUGGAAUAUCAGGAUGCCGAGUGGAAGACCAACGCUUCUCUGGCCGUGCUCAAUCAAGCGCAGAACGUGGUGAUCGCCCUGGGCCUAUUGGCCGGCUCCCUGCUCAGCGCCAACUUCGUUACCAACAAGAAGCUACAGGUGGGCGACUUUGUGCUGUUUGGAACGUACAUCAUUCAGCUCUACGUGCCUCUUAACUGGUUCGGAACGUAUUACAGGAUGAUCCAGAGCUCCUUUAUCGACAUGGAGAACAUGUUUGAGCUGUUUGGCGAGGAGAAAGAGGUGGUGGACGAUGUCAACGCGGUGAGUCUGCAUCUCUCCCAUGGCAACGUGGAAUUCGACAACGUCUCUUUCAACUACGUGAACGGGAGGGACAUCCUGAAGAAUGUAUCAUUUACUGUGCCUUCAGGAAAAACCAUCGCUCUGGUUGGUCCAUCGGGUGCGGGGAAGAGCACAGUCAUGCGUCUGCUAUUUCGGUUCUACGACGUCACAUCUGGAUGCAUCAGCAUUGAUGGUCAAGACAUCUCCAAGGUGAAGCAGAAGUCUCUGCGGCAGCACAUCGGGGUGGUGCCGCAGGACACUGUGCUCUUCAAUGACACGAUCCGCAACAACAUCCGCUACGGCCGCGUGACGGCGAGCGACGAGGAGGUGGAGGAGGCGGCGAGGGCCGCGGACAUUCACGACCGCAUCCUCUCCUUCCCGGAGGGCUACGACACGCAGUCGGGAGAGCGCGGCCUCAAGUUGAGCGGUGGGGAGAAGCAGCGCGUGGCCAUCGCACGCACCAUCCUCAAGGCCCCCGAACUCAUCCUGCUCGAUGAGGCGACGUCCGCUCUCGACACACAGACGGAGCGGAACAUCCAGGCCUCUCUGGCGAAGAUCUGUGCCAACAGAACCUCCGUGGUGAUAGCGCACAGACUCUCGACCAUCAUCAACGCAGACCAGAUACUUGUGCUGCAGGACGGCCAGAUUGUGGAGCGAGGGAGGCACGAUGAGCUUCUAACCAAAGGGGGCAUCUACACAGACAUGUGGAGCAAGCAGUCCCAAGAGGCCUCGUCCGAGUCCGACACGGAGACCAAGGACAAGAGCUCGGAGAAGCUGCAACCGGCGGGCAGCAACCCACAACGUGGCCACCACGCACACCACCACUGAGAGACAGACACCACGGGGCCUUGACACAGCCCCAUUCCAUCCCUGCCCGUGAGCAAGGGAGAAGCUCGCUGAUAGACAAGCCUGUCAAGCCGCCUGUGUGAUUGUCUCUACCUCCACACAACACGUGCGGAAACGCUCAUGGUUCCGUGUCGGCGCUGCCGAUGACACAUCUAGAGUUGAGCUCGCGAGCAAAACCUACCCGAAAAGAAGUGUGUGCUUCGGUGCAAGUUUAAGGUAUAUUUGCGUGUGUAUUGCGUGCGUGUGUGUGUUUGGUAGAUCGGUGCGCUUGAGCACAACCGAUGUUGUCUUCACUACUCUGAAGUGGAAUUAUUCUGUAUUUACGGAAGAGGAUCAAGAGUUGUAUAUGGUGAAAAUUGACAUGAUUCCCCACAGUCUGACAGUUAUUGGAUGUUGUGGAAGGACCUUAAGUGCAAAGAUCUGAUUAACAGCUUCUAGAGGGACAUUGGAAGAGAAUUUGAAAAGAGAACUGCAGCUCAAUGUAAACAAACUGCGAAAGAUUUUCAAUCGGCUUCUCCCCUCCAUGGUUGGCCCGGUCCCUGGAGUGGAGAGUUUGAUCGUGUGCUGUUCGUGUUUCUGAAUAUAUCUUUGCACAUUCUCUAAAGUUGUCAAUGUUUAAAGAGAAGAACACUUUUUUCCGUGUCACGUAGGUUUGAAUGAUUUGUUCUCAGGAUGUUCUGCACGCUUUAACAAUUGUUGUCGUACAUUUAUGCUUGCUGAUCUAUUUUUGUUUUGCAGCAAGCCGAUCGAUCUUUGUGUGUCAUAUCUGUAAACUUGUAUUCCAUAUCAGGCACAAAAAACAUGUUAUUGUAAGGGAAUUGCUGUUUCAGAAUGUUAAUCCGUAAAAGACUCUUAAUAGAAUACAUUUUUUACAUCAGAUAUCAGAACAUAUUUUGGUAAAAGAUAGUCUUUUUGAGGUUAGGCUCACUACUACUACUACAAUAAAUGGUCGUUUUUAAAAAAACAUCAAGUUUAUUUUCGUUAACGAGGUGCAAACUCAAAAGUCAUUUGCAAGGAUGACCUGGGUCACCAAGGUGACGAAAGUAAACGCAAACGCACACACAAAGUACAGCAAUGGAUCGACGCACUCUUCAAUGUUAUUUAAGGCCAUCAUCGAGCCGGUGCUCAUUGUGUAGCUGUGAUGUUGUGGAUAACAAGGGAUUCGUAACAUAAAUGUGUAUUGCAGAGUGUGACAAAUAUAUUGUAAAUAAUACGGGAUGUGAUCAUUGUUUUUUUACCCUUCUAUCUGGCAACAAAACUGAUACCUUUUUUACAAGGAGUCAUGUUUGCAUAGACCACAGUACCGAUACAGCUUUCGGGUGUGGACCAAUCAACUUCAAGGACAGUGCAUACAUUAUCAGAGUUAUGUUUUUUGUUUGCAUUAUGACUGCAGGUAUUGUGGUCUAUGCAAACAUGACUCCUUGUAAAAAAGGUGUCAGUUUUGUUGCCAGAUUGAAGGGUAAAAAACCAAUUAUCAUAUUUUUUACUGGCAAAUGAGGUUCCAAUGGUGUAAAUAUGGGAUGUGUUUCAGCUUUCUGAAAUCACCGGCUGGUGGCUCAUUGAGUUCACAAUGGCCAUUUUACUAUUUGUUAUUUUUACCACGUAAGGCCCGCUAAGCUAUUUAUAUCUUUGUUAGAAGUGACCUGGCCACAAAUGAUAGCUCAACGAAGUGGCUCAUCAUGUGGAAAUGUACAGCAGCCAAAUACUCUAAACGCUUGUUGUUUCUAAAUGUGGAGGGAAAAACCGGAGGACCCGGAGAAAAAUCCACGUGACCACGGGGAGUACAUGCAUACCAGGCGAGGGAGUUAACAUCCUGCCACCGCAGCAACCCAGAGCAAUGAGCCACCGGCACUGCUGAGAUCCUGGAUUGAAAUCCAGGCAACCACCUCUGAUUGCACUUGGUUCUCAAAUCUCGUGGUUAAUGGUCUCACAUGGUCACCUAGAAUUGAGCCAAUAUUCUUGGGGGAUAACUUUUAUGUGGGACUAGAGUAAAACCUUUGAUUGCGAGCAACUUGGUCUGUGAGUGUUUUGCAAGACGAGCAAAUUUUUUUAGUAAAUAUGAAUUUGAUAAACGAGCGAGGUCUUGCAAUACGAGGAGUACGUGUAUACGCUUUGUCUGCCGAGCGUCACGUGAUCACAACUGAUAUACGAGUGCUUUGAUAUACGAGUGCUUUGAAUUACAAACACGUUUCCAGAACGAAUUAUGCUCGCAAUCCAAGGUUUUACUGUAUUAGGUUAUGGACGUAUUUUUAACCGUUGUCACCGCUGCAAAUUAAGCCUCACCUUUGUGUUUGCUUUAAGAGAAUAUUUGUGCCGUGUUAUCUGUGGCAAAUGACUGUAAAGAGCGAGUUAUCGCAUCAUACGUUGGCUUAGUAGGCACAAUUGAUAUACUGGUGUGCAUACAACUUAUUAUGUAGAAGGCUGCUGUAGCACCUGAAUAUUUCUACUUAAUGAAGACCAUCUUUGUUUCUAUCGAGUCUUAAUUAAUAUUAAUGUUCUAGAUUUGAAGCUUUCGUGACUGCAAGGAUUCAUACUCUUAGGUUUUUUGCGGUAAAGUCACAUAGGUACAAAUUUUUUUAUUUUUUAGCUACGUGACUUUACCGGAAAAAACCUUAGAGUACAUUUUAAUGUCAUUCACAAAUGUAAUGGAUGUGCACCUGUCACAACCAUUUGCUUUUGUGUGAAAAUAAUAGCUUUCGAUCGCUCUAUCUCACACAAUUCAGGUGGCGUGCUUGUCCUUGACACAAUGUGAAAUGUAAUUUGAUGAGGAUUUAGUUUUCAAAGGUUACAAAUAUACUGACACUAAAAACACAAGAAUGCAUAAACUCUCAAGCUGAAUAUUAUUAAGACCAAAGGAAAUGCACUUCAAUGCAUGUAUUUUUUUACAUUUCAAUCUGACAUGGAUUGUGUGUACGUUGUACGUAUAUUAAACUUAUUUCGCACCGUA